CCGGGAGCCGAGCUCUGCCCUCCGUGCCCUCCUGCGGGACCAGAGGUUCCUGCCCAGAGUGACAGUGCCCCUCGGCCGCGAGCCCAGGGCUCCGGACCACCACCAGGAUGGUGGGCGAAAGCCCCUACCUCAUCUCCGACCUGGACAAGCGGAGCCGGCGGCGGAGGUCCUUUGCAGAGAGAUAUGACCACAGCCUGAAGACCAUGAUCCCCGUGAGGCCGUACGCAAGGCUGGCACCCAACCCCAUGGACGAUGCGGGGCUGUUCUCCUUCGCCACGUUCUCCUGGUUCACACCCGUGAUGGUGAAAAGCUACCGGCACACGCUGACUGUGGACACUCUGCCCCCGCUGUCGCCGUACGACUCCUCCGACACCAACGCCCAAAGGUUCCGUGUGCUCUGGGACAAGGAGGUGGCGAGGGCGGGCCCCGAGAAGGCCUCCCUGGGCCGCGUGGUCUGGCAGUUCCAGCGGACGCGGGUGCUGAUGGACACGGUGGUCAACAUCCUGUGCGUCGUCAUGGCAGCCAUCGGGCCGACGGUCCUCAUCCACCAGAUCCUCCGGCAGACGGAGAGCGCCACCCGGAGCGUCUGGGUGGGCGUCGGCCUGUGCGUGGCCCUCUUUGCCACCGAGUUCACCAAAGUCCUCUUCUGGGCCCUGGCCUGGGCCAUCAACUACCGCACGGCGAUCCGGCUGAAAGUGGCCGUGUCCACCGUGGUCUUCGAAAACCUGGUGUCCUUCAAGACGCUGACGCGCAUCUCCGUGGGCGAGGUGCUCAACGUGCUGUCCAGCGACAGCUGCUCCCUGUUCGAAGCCGCCUUGUUCUGCCCCUUGCCGGCCACCAUCCCCAUCCUCCUGGUUGUCUGCGCCGUGUUCGCCUUUUUCAUCCUGGGGCCCACGGCUCUCAUCGGGAUAUCCGUCUACGUCAUCUUCGUCCCCAUCCAGGUGUUUAUGGCGAAGCUCAACUCGGCUUUCCGAAGGUCAGCGAUCUCCAUGACGGACAAGCGGGUGCAGACCAUGAACGAGUUUGUGACCUGCAUCAAGCUGAUUAAGAUGUAUGCCUGGGAGAAGCCCUUCACCCAGACCAUCCGAGACAUCAGGAAGAGAGAAAGGAAGUUACUGGAGAAAGCGGGCUUUGUCCAGAGCGGGAACUCGGCGCUGGCCCCCAUCGCCUCCACCAUCGCCAUCGUGUCCACGUUCACCUGCCACAUCCUGCUGCGGCGCAAGCUCACGGCCCCCGUGGCAUUCAGCGUGAUCGCCAUGUUCAACGUGAUGAAGUUCUCCAUCGCAAUCCUGCCCUUCUCCGUCAAGGCGGCGGCCGAAGCCAGCGUCUCCCUGAGGAGAAUGAAGAGAAUUCUCAUAGCUACGAGCCCCCCAUCCUACAUCACCCAACCAGAAGGCCCAGACACUGUCUUGCUUUUAGCAAAUGCCACCCUGACGUGGGCGCAAGAAGCCGGCCGGGAAAGCGACAGCGACGUAAAGAAAGCGGAGAAGCAGAAAAAGCGCCUUCUCGAGAAACAGAGGUCGGAGGCCUACAGUCUGAGUGCCUCGGCCCCGGGCGCCGCGGGCCCGGAGGACCGGAGCGGUGGCGGCAAGUCGGUGCUGCACAACAUCAGCUUCGUGGUGAGAAAGGGGAAGGUCCUGGGGAUUUGCGGGAACAUUGGAAGCGGCAAGAGCUCCCUCAUCGCAGCUCUGCUGGGCCAGAUGCAGCUGCAGCAGGGGGUGGUGGCGGUCAGCGGGACCCUGGCCUACGUGUCCCAGCAGGCGUGGAUCUUCCACGGGAGCGUGCGGGAGAACAUCCUGUUCGGAGCCAAGUAUGACCACCAAAGGUACCAGCACACGGUGCGAGUCUGCGCCCUCCAGGAGGACCUGAGCAGCCUGCCUUACGGGGACCUGACCGAGAUCGGGGAGCGGGGCCUCAACCUCUCAGGGGGGCAGAGACAGAGGAUCAGCCUGGCCCGCGCCGUCUACUCGGACCGCGAGAUCUACCUGCUGGACGACCCGCUGUCGGCCGUGGACGCCCGGGUGGGGAAGCAUGUCUUUGAGGAGUGCAUCCGGAAGGCGCUGCGGGGCAAGACGGUCGUGCUGGUGACGCACCAGCUGCAGUUCCUGGAGUCCUGUGACGAGGUCAUUUUGCUGGAAGACGGGGAGAUCUGUGAGAAGGGAACCCACGAGGAGCUAAUGGAGGAGAGAGGGCGCUAUGCGAAGCUGGUGCACAACCUCCGGGGGCUGCAGUUCAAGGACCCUGAGCACAUUUACAACGCGGCGAUGGUGGAGGCCAUGCAGGAGGGCCCUGCGGACAGAGAUGAAGUUCUGGCUCCAGAUGAGAAAGAGGAAGGAAAAGAAUCCGAUAGAGACUCAGAAUUCAUAGACAUCAAAGCCCCUCUGCACCAGCUCGUUCAGACCCAGCCCCCCCGGGAAGGAGCCGUGACCUGGAGGACCUAUCACACGUACAUUAAGGCGGCUGGAGGCUACCUCCUCUCCCUCUUCACGGUGACGCUCUUCCUCCUCAUGAUCGGCAGCACCGCCUUCAGCAACUGGUGGCUGGGCUUCUGGCUGGACAAGGCCUCCGAGAUGACCUGCGGGCCGCAGAGCAGCAAGGGCCCGUGUGAGAUCGGCGCGGUGCUGGCAGACACGGGGCACGGCGUGUACCAGUGGGUGUACGCAGGCAGCAUGGUGUCUGUGCUGGCGUUCGGCAUCACCAAGGGCUUCACCUUCACCAAGACCACCCUGAUGGCGUCCUCCUUGCUGCACGACCGCGUGUUUGACAAGAUCUCGCAGAGCCCGAUGAGCUUCUUCGACAUGACGCCCAGCGGCAGGCUCAUGAACCAGUUCUCCAAGGACAUGGACGAGCUGGACGUGAGGCUGCCCUUCCACACCGAGAGCUUCCUGCAGCAGGUCUUCCUCGUGGCCUUCAUCCUCAUGGUCCUGGCCGCUGUGUUCCCCGCCGUCCUCCUGGUGCUGGCCUGCCUCGCCGUGGGCUUCCUGGUGCUUCUAUGCAUCUUCUACAGAGGAGUCCAGGAGCUCAAGAAGGUGGAGAAUGUGAGCCGCUCACCCUGGUUCUCACACAUCACCUCGUCCAUGCAAGGCCUGGGCAUCAUCCACGCCUACGACAGGCGGGAGGACUGCGUCACCAAGUUUAAGAUGCUCAACGAUGAGAACUCCAGCCACCUCCUGUACUUCAACUGCGCUCUGCGCUGGUUCGCCCUGAGGAUGGACGUCCUCAUGAACAUCGUCACCUUCAUCGUGGCCCUGCUGGUGACCCUGAGUUUCUUUUCCGUCAGCGCCUCCUCCAAAGGCUUGUCCUUGUCCUACAUCAUCCAGCUCAGCGGGCUGCUGCAGGUGUGCGUGCGCACGGGGACCGAGACCCAGGCCAAGUUCACCUCCGUGGAGCUGCUCCGGGCGUACAUCUCGGCCUGUGCUCCUGAAAGCGCCCAGCCCCUCCCAGCGGCGCCCUGUCCCCGGGACUGGCCCAGCCGCGGGGAGAUCACGUUCAGAGACUAUCGGAUGAGAUACAGGGACGGCACGCCCCUCGUCCUCGACGGGCUGAGCCUGCACAUCCAGAGCGGGCAGACGGUGGGCAUCGUGGGAAGAACAGGCUCUGGCAAGUCGUCGCUGGGAAUGGCCCUGUUCCGCCUGGUGGAGCCGGCGGGCGGCACCAUCCUCAUCGACGGGGUGGACAUCUGCACGGUUGGGCUGGAGGACCUCAGGACCAAGCUGACCGCCAUCCCCCAGGACCCCGUGCUGUUUGUAGGUACAGUAAGGUUCAACCUGGACCCCUUCGAGAGCCACACGGACGAGAUGCUCUGGCAGGUGCUGGAGCGGACGUUCAUGCGAGACACGAUAAUGAGACUCCCGGACAAACUGCAGGCAGAAGUCACCGAGAACGGCGAGAACUUCUCAGUCGGGGAGCGGCAGCUGCUCUGCAUGGCCCGGGCGCUGCUCCGCAACUCGAAAAUCAUUCUCCUUGAUGAAGCCACUGCCUCCAUGGACUCCAAGACUGACAGCCUUGUGCAGAGUACCAUCAAAGACGCCUUCAAAGGCUGCACAGUGUUGACCAUCGCCCACCGCCUCAACACGGUCCUCAACUGUGACCUCGUCCUGGUCAUGGAAAACGGGAAGGUGGCCGAGUUCGACAAGCCUGAAGUCCUUGCCGAGAAGCCAGGUUCUGCGUUUGCAAUGCUACUCGCAGCAGAGAACAAAGUCCGAGCAUAAAGGGCCCAGCGGACUAGGAGGAGGAGGACUUGGAUGAGCCUGCGGGAGGAGGCCCUCAUCCCCGCAGGCAGCCCUGGUCCGCGGCCUUCCCACCCCGACCCAGGCUGAGCUGAGCUGAGGUGGCUUCCCUGCCUCGCCCAGGCCAUGCCUCCUUACCUCACUGAGCAGCCAGGGCUGGUUGUGUGGUGAACAGAGGCAGGUGAAGGGAGUGGGUUAACAACUGCCCCUCAUAUCCUGAAACCCCAAGGGCCCCUCAUUGUCAUCAAUACCACCUCCGAGCCUGAAAAGUAGCCACUUUCAGUUAAAAACUGGUCAAAGUAAACAGAUCGGGCAAAUUCCUAGGAGGGAGUUUGUAAAGGUCUCCUGCCUCGUUGUCCGGAGGGAAAAGAGCUGAGUUUCUCCCCGUUUGACUUCUAUCCACACAUAUCUUGAGAGCAGAUGCUCGGUAACCACGCGCGUCUGUAGCACGAAAGACUGAUUACAGUGUUCAGCAAAAAACCUUUAAAAAAAUCAUAUUGCAUGUGCCGUUUGAUCCAUGAUAAUAACCAGGAAAACAAGAUGCUGGCGUUUCUCUAUAAAUGACAUUUUUCUAUCUUCUCUGCUGGUCAUUAAAAUGCAGUAGGAAAUUAACCCAC
This is a messenger RNA of Eptesicus fuscus (big brown bat), 4846 nucleotides long. RefSeq names its product ATP binding cassette subfamily C member 12 (gene ABCC12). Bases 108 to 4211 code for a protein of 1367 amino acids. Gene Ontology annotation, cellular component: membrane. Gene Ontology annotation, biological process: transmembrane transport. NCBI's taxonomy places the organism in Eukaryota, Metazoa, Chordata, Mammalia, Chiroptera, Vespertilionidae. The record is from RefSeq and is a predicted model, not a curated record. The transcript has 30 exons. Gene Ontology annotation, molecular function: ATP binding; ATP hydrolysis activity; ABC-type transporter activity.